Messenger RNA from Falco peregrinus (peregrine falcon), 2388 nucleotides. RefSeq names its product keratin, type I cytoskeletal 14. The coding region runs from base 605 to 2050 and encodes 481 amino acids. Gene Ontology annotation, cellular component: keratin filament. Gene Ontology annotation, molecular function: structural molecule activity. The transcript is spliced from 10 exons. NCBI's taxonomy places the organism in Eukaryota, Metazoa, Chordata, Aves, Falconiformes, Falconidae. The record is from RefSeq and is a predicted model, not a curated record.
ACAAAUACCGCCAGGUCUGUGCUUGUCCUGGAAUAGAGGUCCUGACGGGAAAAUUUCCGUCUGGCUUUGGGUUGGUGCUUAUAAAGAUUAUGGAUGUGCAGAGCUCUUAAGUCGGCAACUCCUGUUGACUUUAGACUCUAAAAAAGCAAAUAAAUAGAUUUGUAGAUUUUUCAUGAUAUAAGGUGGUUGCGGGCGACUUGGCAUAUCACAGAGGAUUCACUGGCGUUACUUCAUGAAGGAGCAGUGGGGUGGAGCUGGAGCCAGCACCUCCGCGUCUCAGGUGCAACAGUGAAAUGCUAAAACAUAGCCACGAGCGAGGAGCCUUCAGUCUGAAUCACGCCGGGCGCUGGGAACUGAAGCGGAAAAGGAAGAUCCUGUGUGCACUGCUGUGCUUCCAGUGGGAUGUGACAAAAGACGUGAAAUCGGGGAGAGAAAAAUGAUGAUUCUGGAAUUUGGCUCUGGCUGUCCAGGGUGACGAAAAGCGCCGGCAACGCCUCCUGCCCGGGCUAUAAAGGGCUCCAAGCCAGGGGGAAGCGAGCACUCGCUGCCUGCGCUGCCGAGCCGGGUGCCUCUCUCCAGCCUCCAGCCCCCGCCAGCCUUCGCCAUGAGCACCACUGUCAGGCAGUACUCCUCCUCCACCUCCCUCAAGGGGUUCGGUGGCCUGGCUGGGGGCUCCAGCAGGCUUUCCUCCGUGCGAGUUGGGGGAGGGGGCUACAGAGCCCCCAGCGUCCACGGAGGCUCCAGCAGCUACUCUGUCUCUUCCCGCAUCGUCUCGGGGCUCGGCAGUGGCUAUGGGGGCAGCUACUGCAGCACCGGCUUCGGGGGGGGCUUUGGGGGAGGCUUUGGAGGGGGCCUCGGCAGUGGCUUUGGGGGUAGCUACGGGGCUGGCUUUGGGGCUGGCUUUGGAGCCGGCUUCGGGGGGGGCUUUGGGGGAGGCUUUGGAGGCGGCGAUGGCAUCCUGCCGGCUGGCGAAAAGGAGACGAUGCAGAACCUCAACGACCGCCUGGCUGCCUACCUGGACAAAGUGCGUGCCCUGGAGGAGGCCAACACCGACCUGGAGGUCAAGAUCAGGGAAUGGUACAAGAAGCAGGGACCUGGUCCAGACCGUGACUACAGCCCCUACUACAGGACUAUCGAGGAGCUCAGGAACAAGAUUCUUGCUGCAACUGUUGAAAAUGCCAACAUCGUCCUACAGAUUGACAACGCCCGGCUGGCAGCUGAUGACUUUAGAACCAAGUUUGAGACGGAGCAGGCUCUGCGCCUGAGCGUGGAGGCCGACAUCAACGGCCUGCGCAGGGUCCUGGAUGAGCUGACCCUGGCCAGAGCUGACCUGGAGAUGCAGAUCGAGAACCUGAAGGAGGAGCUGGCCUACCUCAAGAAGAACCAUGAGGAGGAGAUGAAUGCCCUGCGUGGGCAGGUGGGUGGAGAGAUCAGCGUGGAGAUGGAUGCUGCUCCUGGAAUCGACCUCACCAAGAUCCUGGCUGAGAUGAGGGAGCAGUACGAGAGCCUGGCGGACAAGAACCGCAGGGACGCCGAGCAGUGGUUCUUCAGCAAGACGGAAGAGCUGAACCGGGAGGUGGCCAUCAACACCGAGCAGCUCCAGAGCGGCAAGACGGAGAUCACCGAGCUGCGACGCACCAUCCAGAGCCUGGAGAUCGACCUGCAGAGCCAGCUCAGCACGAAAGCGGCGUUGGAGGGCACCUUGGCCGACACAGAAGCCCGCUACGGCACCCAGCUGGCCCAGCUGCAGGGGCUGAUCACCAGCGUGGAGGAGCAGCUGGCCGAGCUGCGGUGCGACAUGGAGCGCCAGAACCACGAGUACAGGGUCCUCCUGGACGUCAAAUGCCGCCUGGAGCAGGAGAUCGCCACGUACCGCCGGCUCCUGGAGGGUGAAGAUGCCCACAUCUCUUCCCAGUACUCCUCCGCUAUGUCCUCACACUCUGGCAGAGAUGUGAUGACAUCUUCCCGUCAGGUUCGCACAAUCGUUGAGGAGGUGCAGGACGGGAAGGUGGUCUCCUCCCGGGAGCAGGUUGCGCUUACCACUCGCUAGAAGGGCAAGCACCUCUGUGGACCCUUGACCCCAGGCUCAAGAGAGUGGCGAGCUGAACCAAACCCUGCCUGAGGCCGUAUGUGAUGGGGUUGUGUCACAGAAAGCAGUCCACUUCAUUCAUCUGCUCCUCCUUCCUGUACUACCAUGAUUCCACACGGGUGCCAUCAUGCACUCUGUACACAUUUAAUAAAGCUUUUUUCCCUCGUUCAUGCAAUUACAGACUUGUCUGUCACUGAUACAUGAUCCCUCAAAGCCUCAGGGUUGUGUGUUUGUGCCAGGGAAAGUCCUAAGAAACCACAAGAAGCAGCCAGUGAGAGAAGGGAAAUGGAGGGAUAUGG